AUGCUAAUACUGCAAAUUAUUUUGUUUUCCACUCUUAUCAUUAUUGCUAGCCCUGAAAGUCUCGAAAACAAUUUCACAACAAAAUCAACGAAAGCUGGUCACAGUUCCUUAUGGUUAGCGCGCUCAUUCCGAAUUACCUGUUGUUUGAGUGGAUACCCGGUCCCGGAAAAUCCAAAGAUUAUUCGAAAUUGGACCCAUGAGGAAUCGGAUUACAUAACUGACGAGCGUUACGGUGAACGUACUAUAUCUAGUAGUAGCAGUAGUAGUGUUGGAUCUCGAACUCGAGGUGUAGCAAAGGAGGAGGUGAUCAACUCCAAAUGCCGCAUAUAUCGCGGCACUUAUCUCCUAUCCUCUUCCGCACUGUUCACUUUUGACGAUUUUACUGGUAUAGGUGUGGCCUGUAAAUGUCCAGAAGUGUCAGCACAUGAGUACUUAGACCGAAAUUGUAGACGUCUCAAGCCAUGCCUUAAUAAUGGUCAUCGUUCGUUCGAUUCCAGUUUGUAUUGCAUCUGUCCAAAACCAUAUUUCGGUGAGCAAUGCGAAAAAUACUGCGAUCAGGGACAGCGAAUGACAGGCGCAGAUGGCCGUGAUUAUUGCUCAUGUACGCCAUUUUAUCAAGGUGAAGAAUGUCGAAAUAUAGUGUGUUUGAACGGCGGUACUGAGUUACGGCAUCAAUGUCUGUGUCCUCCGAAUUUCCUCGGUUAUCACUGCGAAAUUGAUGCUAAUCGUACAUCAGUUAUGUUGCGAUUUCACGGCUACAGAGAACAGAAUGUUUAUCAAGACAGUGAUCUCCUUACUCGAGAUGUAUCGAGUACUAUAUUCAGCUUGGUUAUGAUUGCUGUCCUCAUUCUUUCUAUGUAUUUGUUGAUGAAACAUAGAAUGCAGGUGCAAAACCGGUUUGCGAGUGUCCGACGUGAAGCACUAGUCCGGUCAAGCAUUGAAAUUAAUUCACGUCAUGGCAAUGUGAUAGUAUCGGACGAUUCAGGAAUUCCGUCAUUCAGAACUAUUACAUUUCCCAACGAAGGACCCCCUCCUUAUGUUAUAAUUCCCCAUAGAGGAAGGUCCUGUCAACGCGGAGACAAUCUUCCACCACUACCAACCUAUGAAGAUGCUACCAAAUUACCCCCAUUUAUCAGGCCACCAGUGGAAGAAAGAAGUACAGAAGAAGAAGAGCAGGUAAUUGAGAAUGUUACCUCACCAAGCGAAUUACAAAUUAAUGAAAGAGUGAUGGAAACGGACACUAAUGAUGAAUCAUUGGUAUUAUGUUCCUUAUCCUAUCCGCGGGAAUCACAACAUUCUCUAGAAACGGCUACCUCGGGAUCAGGUACAGCAUUAGUACACAUGCAUAUUUUCAACACUGAUAAUAGUCCUUUGCCUAAUAAAAAGUUAUUAACAAGAAGGAGUAUAUGA
Brugia malayi is the source of this 1410-nucleotide messenger RNA. RefSeq lists its product as uncharacterized. NCBI's taxonomy places the organism in Eukaryota, Metazoa, Nematoda, Chromadorea, Rhabditida, Onchocercidae. The record is from RefSeq and is a predicted model, not a curated record. Bases 1 to 1410 code for a protein of 469 amino acids. The transcript has 9 exons. Gene Ontology annotation, molecular function: Notch binding.